Messenger RNA from Olea europaea var. sylvestris, 690 nucleotides. RefSeq lists its product as uncharacterized. The record is from RefSeq and is a predicted model, not a curated record. The transcript has 5 exons. Lineage: Eukaryota; Viridiplantae; Streptophyta; Magnoliopsida; Lamiales; Oleaceae. The coding region runs from base 1 to 690 and encodes 229 amino acids.
AUGAUGAAACUAGUAAUAUGUGAGAGAUUGGUGAAUAUUGUUGGACGAACAGCUAAGCAGAGUGAUCUUAUUCAAGAGAAACAAAGACUCAAAAUUCUUAAAGCACUNAGAUUGGUGAAUAUUGUUGGACGAACAGCUAAGCAGAGUGAUCUUAUUCAAGAGAAACAAAGACUCAAAAUUCUUAAAGCACUCAGUGUUGGUGAAAUAUCAAGCGGACGGGGUUUCAAUCAAGAAACUACUCUUAAACAUUCUGCUGCUACUAAUACUACAAGUUCGGGAACAAAAUGUUAUGUGGAUAUUUUAUUGGGGACAAUGCCGUUCACGAGUGCUACAGUGAAGAAUUUACAUCACUUUCGUUUGUAUAUGUGUUAUGCCAUCAUUGGCAACAAAGUAAUUCGACUCUAUGAGUAUUAUCUAGCAUAUUUUGAUGCAACGGAUAUCUCGAAACUUGAAGAUCAAUUAGAUACAUAUAUUCUUGAUAUACAUACUGAUGAUGAUUUGAAAGGAUUACAUGGUCUUAAUGAUCUUGCACUAAAAUUGGUUGCGAAAAAUAAACAUGAAGUAUAUCCAUUAGUGUACAAGCUUAUGAAAUUAGCCUUGGUUCUUCCUGAGGCUACUGCCAUAGUCGAGAGAGUAUUUUCUGCUAUGACUUAUAUCAAAAACCAUUUGCACAAUCAAAUUGGAGAUUAA